Messenger RNA from Trachymyrmex septentrionalis, 3457 nucleotides. RefSeq names its product solute carrier organic anion transporter family member 4C1 (gene Oatp74D). Lineage: Eukaryota; Metazoa; Arthropoda; Insecta; Hymenoptera; Formicidae. The transcript has 13 exons. Gene Ontology annotation, molecular function: protein binding. The record is from RefSeq and is a predicted model, not a curated record. Bases 369 to 2606 code for a protein of 745 amino acids. Gene Ontology annotation, cellular component: membrane. Gene Ontology annotation, biological process: sodium-independent organic anion transport; transmembrane transport.
CCCUUCGCGGGCUGGCGGCCGAUUUUGCGCCGAUGACGCAUGGCACCGACCAAAAGCGCCGCGACGUGUGACAGUUGGAAGAAUUGAGCUCACUUUAAGCCAUCUCAUAAGGCGUAAUUCUAUCAUCCAGUAACCAGUAAAAGGAGCUAACCUGAACCUAAAUCUCUUCGUUCCCGGCAAUUCACAGAAUUGGACGUUGUCCUCACAGAGAAUUCGUCGUUACUGAUUGAUCAUACGAACGUAAGAUUUUUGAGAAGUCAAAAGAUUCUUCUGACAAGGAAGGAUUCUGGCUAGAGUUCGCGGGGGUGCUAACGAUAGAAGAAAGGAACGAUCACUUUAUCGCGCACAUAACGAAGUGAGAGAGAAUAAUGGCGGGCGAGGACACACAAAUUUUGUCGAACGGCAAUGGGGAAGUGCUCACAAUCAUCCCGCCGAAGAUGACGAACGGGAACGGGCUGAUCUGCGGCGACAAGCAGCACAAUAACAAUGGCUUGAUAGCGAAUGGGAAGUUACAUGGAAUCGGCGGUACGGAGAACGGCAAUCUGAUCGUGCCGGAUGAGAGGUCGAGCAGCCUUCACACGGAGUUCGACGAUGCCGACGUGUCCUGCGGAUGGGGCCCGUGCAGGCCUCACUGGCUGCAGUACUUCGCCACGAAGCAGGCCUUCCUAGUGACCUUCUGCCUUACCUGGGUGCUUCAGGGUAUGUAUUACACAUACUUCGUCUCCGUCAUCACGACAAUAGAGAAGCUCUUCCAAAUCCAAUCGAAGACAACAGGUAUUAUCAUGUCGGCUACGGAGAUCGGUCAGAUCGGAUCCUCCCUGUUAUUGACAUAUUAUGGCGGCCAAGGUCACCGGCCGAAGUGGAUAGCCUGGGGCAUGAUCCUCUUCGCCGUGAGCUCGUUCACCUGCUCGAUACCCCACUUUAUCUUCGGCGAACAGCUGAUUCGUCGACAGAACGAGAUGCUGGUCAGCGGCGUCGGACCCGGCACUGAGAGCCGCGGGCCCAACGACACGGAUCCGAUACCGGCGAAUCUCUGCUGGUUCCAGGAAAGGAACAGCACGUUAGACGGAUGGAACGUAUCGGCGAUCGUAUCCCAAAUUGAAUCGUCGGACUGUAAAGGCGAUUUUCUUACGGAGCAAAGAAGAAUACAAAGCAAGAUAACUACGGUGGUGCUUGCAAUAUUUUUUGUAUCGUUACUCGGUGUGGGAAUGGGUCAAACAGCGGUAUACACUCUCGGUAUACCGUAUAUCGAUGACAACGUAGCCAGCAGAGAAAGCCCCUUAUAUUUCGCAAUCACCAUCGGAGUACGGAUUCUUGGUCCAGCGUUAGGCUUCAUCCUCGGUUCCGUGUGCACGAUGGUCUAUGCGGAUUUGUCGAUAAAUCCGCAGAUUACACCAUCGGAUCCAAGAUGGGUCGGUGCUUGGUGGCUUGGCUUAGUCUUAAUAUCAGCGAUGUUGAUGCUAGUAAGUAUCGGGAUGUUCGCGUUUCCCCCACGUUUACCUACGAGCCGAACCCCCCCGCGGAGGUCAGAUUCGCAGAAGCCCAGCUUACGAGAUUUUCCCAGUGCUGUAAAAAGGCUCUUGAAAAAUGACAUUCUGAUGUUCCGAACUGCGAGCAGUGUGUUACACAUCCUGCCGAUUGCUGGUCUCUACACCUUCCUGCCAAAAUAUCUCGAGAGCCAAUUUCGCCUACCGGCUCAUCAUGCAAACAUGAUCUCAGGUGUUGGUGGGAUCCUAGUGAUGGGAUUGGGCAUCAUAAUUAGCGGCGUGUUUAUCUUGAGGGCGAAACCCAAUGCCAGAUUCGUCGCAGCCUGGAUCGCCUUCACCGCGGUCGUUUACGCGAUCGGCAUGGGUGUGCUAAUGUUUAUUGGUUGUCCGAUGGAUGACUUCGCUGGACUUGUGUCACAUCCCGAUGGACUCUCCAGCUUCGAGCCGACCUGUGAGGCGACCUGCGACUGCGAUCGGAACAAAUUUAGUCCAAUCUGCGGUGCCGAUGGUAAAACGUAUUUCUCUGCGUGUCACGCAGGUUGCUCGAAUUAUACGGUUGCUGACGGCAAAGUGGCAUCGUUUUACAAUUGUCAAUGCAUCGGAAAUGUUACGAUAUCACCGGAAGUAAUAAACACAGCGUCGAUCGGUUACUGUGCACUGGAAUGCAGUAACUUUUGGGUUUAUAUGAUCCUGUUCUCGGUCUUCGUUUUUAUUCACUCCACGAGCGAGGUUGGCUCUAUGUUGCUCAUUCUACGAUGCGUGGAUCCCAGAGAUAAGGCUAUGGCACUCGGUCUGAUACAAUUCGCCAUCGGCUUGUUCGGCAAUGUUCCAUGUCCUAUCGUUUAUGGUGCUGUGGUGGACUCCGCUUGUCUCGUAUGGGAAUACGCUUGCGGCGAGCGAGGCGCCUGUUGGCUUUACGAUUCGAACGUCUUUAGAAUGUUCUAUCACGGUACUACAGGCGGUAUCCUCAUGUUGGCCUUCGUGGUAGAUAUAGUCGUCUGGUACAAGGCCGGGAGCAUAAGCUUCGUGGAGGAGCAGGAGGGCGAGACAGGUACUGCGGAGGAAAUGGCGACGUUAAAAUCGCAGGACGCUCAAGCAGUCGAGAACGACUAUUUGUGAAGGUUUCGUAUUACUCUUUUGCGGUGAAGGGCCGCGACGGCGACAUUAUCAUCGUCGUCGUUUAAGGAUGCAACGCAGUGUCGUAGGAUACGUAGGGGCAUCGUCCUUCACAAAUGGUGCCAGUACAGCUCGUCGUGCUUCCCAGAGACGGCUUUCCGAGACGGAAAGAUCGACUUGCCGGCGAUUACACGCAUCCGAAUGGAACUUUCCUCGAAAGAGUUCCGUUCUGAUGGGCAGGAAGUCUAGUCCCUCUUGUCGAUGGCAUCCGAGCAUAAAGAAGCAGACUUCGCAUGAAUCACAGGAAGACCGAAGUCGCAAGACGACUCGGACAAUUUUGAUUCGGUAACUCGGAGAAUCAAAACUCAGUUACGCGAUGAGACAGGGAGAAAAAUUGAGUUUUGAAGCAUACAGAAGUAAUGAACGCGCGAUAAGAAAGAACGAAGACACGGAAGAAAGAGGGGCUCGAGGCGAGCAUACUUUGUCUGAGCAUCGCAACGUAAUAUAAGUCCCUCGAGUGCGCCUUGGAAAAGUUAGUAGGGGUUUCUCUCUCAGGGAAGCUUGUCAGUAAGUACACGCAAUAAAAGUAAUACUUCCGUGCCUAUGAAAUGACCGUGUUUGCGGCGAGCACGCGGUCCGCCGCACCAACAGAUCCGGGGAAUCGAAUCGAAUCAAAGCAACACGAGCGGCCUCGCGGGUGGCAGUGAAUGCGGUUCGCAUGGACAGACAGUGAGGGAUUGCCUCGUGCUUUGCACCGGCGUUGAUUAGUAUAUGACGGCGUUCCCGCCGCGCUCGCGCGCGUACACGCGCUAUCUAACUCUCUAACGGUAACGUUACCGUGAUGCAAAAGGAAA